Molecule: messenger RNA, 1142 nt
Organism: Empidonax traillii (willow flycatcher)
Lineage: Eukaryota; Metazoa; Chordata; Aves; Passeriformes; Tyrannidae
Exons: 4
Coding region: 459-1073 (204 amino acids)
Source: RefSeq, a predicted model, not a curated record
UACACAGAGAUCACAGAGGCAGGAACCAACUUCUAGAAGCAGCUCAAUCCCCUAAAAAAGGAGAGGCUUUAGCUCCUGCACCACCACUGGAAUGGGAAUGCUGCUUUCUCAGUCCUCUGAGAUGUGAAGACUUGAGGGCCUGCUCUCCCCCAGUUCUGCAUUCACCUCUGAGCUUUUCCCCUCCUCAGAAAGAUGCAAAACCUUCCUCCAAGGGCUGGACUCCUGGUUUUUCUCCUCAGAGAAGCAAACAGGAUCGAGUGAAAGCCAUUCACAGUCUGUCCAAGGAGCUUGAAGAAAAGAUUGACGUGGCAACCAAGAGGCUGAGUGGAGCAAACUGGGUUAGAGAAUCUGCUGACAAAGCUUGGACACAGACACCUCUGGACCUUUACAAUGAGCCUCCUUCUGUCCCAGAACCUGAGAGUUCUAGGAACAAGGAAGACAGCACACUGACUGUACAAAUGCUCCUGGAUGCUGUUGAUCCUGAUGUGCCACGUGUGUCAUCCAACAGGGAAUUUCAUGGACUGGACAGGGUUAGACUUGUGGGCAGCACCGAGGGAGCAACAGCCCCGGACAGACAGAAGGAAAUGCUCAUUCCUUUGCCUGGUGGGAGUGCUGAGAGGGAGGAAUUACCCUGGAUCACUGACAGAGCAGGACAGAGGCACCUCAGCAAUGGGGGAGCCCUGAGCAACACAUUGCAAGGUUUCCCUGUGAAUAAGAGCCCCGAGGUGGACAGGAGCCUGUUGCAUGAAAAGCCAAUAACCAGCCCAGCCUCUCCAGCUCACAGAUUCCUCUCCAGAAGCCCGCGGGGAGGACUCUCGGCGCAGGGGGAUCACUAUCGACGUGAGGCUCUUUCGAAAGUUCAGAACCGAGAGGAAAAGACCAACCAACCUCCUGGAGAGAGCCUGAGGAUCCCAGACAGCCUGAGCUUCCAGCCCUCCGCUGCUCUGAGCACCGGAGCUGAGACCGAUGGCUUUGAGCGGGACUUGGGUAAGGUGGCAUCUCCUGGAGGGUCAGAGCAGGGUGGUCACUCAGUGCCCUCCCAAGGUGGUUCUUAUGCUGUUGCAGUAGAAUGAAUAUUCUAUUCUCCUUCAUUGCAAGAGAAUUCUUCCUAAUGGUCCUGGCUUGGGCUGAAAAAACUUCUG